Tauraco erythrolophus (red-crested turaco) is the source of this 813-nucleotide messenger RNA. Its product is annotated as tetraspanin-3. The record is from RefSeq and is a predicted model, not a curated record. Lineage: Eukaryota; Metazoa; Chordata; Aves; Musophagiformes; Musophagidae. Gene Ontology annotation, cellular component: plasma membrane.
AUGAGGAGGCUUAGAGUUCUGGUGUGGUCCUCUUUGUGGCGCUACGAGGACUCCUGCCUCAGGCCCUUUGCUCAAACUCUGCUGAGGUUCCUGGGCUUCGUCCUCUGGGGUGCUGCUGCAGCUCUGGCUCUUGGUGGAGUUUUUGUCAUCCUGCUGUAUGAGAACUACAGAUUUUUAUUUCAGGGGUCUUUCAUGUCUCUCCCUGGCUGGCUGGCUGCUGCAGGUGCACUCAUCUUGUUACCUACUGGAGUUUUGGCUAUCUCUGUUUCUACUAAGAAGUCCCGCUAUCAGCAAGGGACUCUAAUGUACUUGCUGCUGAUCCUUCUUUGUCUAGAAGUGUCUUCAGCUGUUAUGGCACGGUUCUACUCUAUUCGAAUGACUUCUGAGCUGAAAAACACUAUGGAUCACCUUGUCUAUCAGUACAAUAGGACACACUCUCAGGCUUCUGGCAGCAGGGCUGUGGAUGCAAUACAGAGGAAGCUGCACUGUUGUGCGAUCCAGAACUACACAGACUGGCUAAAUGUAACAACUGCUGCUUGGAAUAUUCCAGCUGAAAAAGGUCGAGUCCCUGAAAGCUGCUGUAAGGACAAGUACUCUCACUGCAGAGGUGACUUAGACCAUCUGGAGGAGAUUCAUCAGGAAGGCUGCCUAAAGAAGCUGGAAGGCCUGUUGAAUUUUGUCAUGGUUUAUGUGUUUUGGUGCUGUAUUGUGCUAAGUGUCUUAGAGCUGUUCGUUGGUGUCAGCAAUGGCAUCCUCAUGAGGCAUCAGUCUUUCCGUGACCUCCGAAUUCUGGACUCAUCUAGCUUCUCAUAG